CCCCUCCCUAUCUACAGUAGUCCUAACCAAUGCCGGGGCUUCACGCUGAUGUGCCUGGUCAUCUUUUCUUCUUCAAGUCUGCCCAGACGAGCCAGAAGAAGCCCGUCGAUCAAGGCCGCGCUACUUAUCCACUGCCCUUUUCCCGUACGCACACACACUCGCUCGGCCUCUUCGUUCUAGGGUUUAUCAAUCUGUCGUCUGCACCCAACCUGUUUCUUUAUACAAUCAACCUUUCUUUCCUUAUUUGACUCUUUUGUUCCGGAACUUCAUUACGAUCUGCCUUUCACAAAAAGUAGUUCGUUUGACUCCAGCCCUUCCUUAGACAAAGCCCUUUCCUCCGUCCGUCCGUCCCUCCACACACACUAUCAACGUCGAAGCCACCGUGGUCCACGCUCGAUCUUUGCCAUCUCGCCAGACAACAACAUCAGCAACGACCUUGUUUUAUCUUUAGUAGUACACAGCCCUCGAGUACAUUCGAGCUGUUUCCCAGUCGCUCUCUCGACACGCCAUUUUACUUGUCCAAAUCUUGUAUGCCUCACGCUGUACCAUCCGUGUACCAUUAAUCAACCGACUACGCCAAACCACGACCAUAAAAAAAA
Pseudovirgaria hyperparasitica is the source of this 599-nucleotide messenger RNA. RefSeq lists its product as uncharacterized. The transcript has a single exon. NCBI's taxonomy places the organism in Eukaryota, Fungi, Ascomycota, Dothideomycetes, Acrospermales, Acrospermaceae. The record is from RefSeq and is a predicted model, not a curated record. Bases 30 to 248 code for a protein of 72 amino acids.